Molecule: messenger RNA, 915 nt
Organism: Tachyglossus aculeatus (Australian echidna)
Lineage: Eukaryota; Metazoa; Chordata; Mammalia; Monotremata; Tachyglossidae
Product: vomeronasal type-2 receptor 26-like
Exons: 2
Biological process (GO): G protein-coupled receptor signaling pathway
Cellular component (GO): membrane
Molecular function (GO): G protein-coupled receptor activity
Source: RefSeq, a predicted model, not a curated record
AUGAGUGCUGUAGGGGGAGACGUGGAGCAGUGUGUGAAGUGUCCUGAAGAUCAGUAUUCAAACAUUGCGAGAGAUGGCUGCCUUCACAAAGUGGUGACUUUCUUGUCCCCCAAAGAACCGUUGGGGCUGAUCCUGGUCUGCAUGACCCUCUCCUUCUUUCUCCUCACAGCCCUGGUUGUAGGGGUCUUCGCUAAGCACCGAGACACCCCCAUAUUCCGAGCCAAUAACCUCAAUCUCAGCUACACCCUCCUCAUCUCCCUCAAACUUUGCUUCCUCUGUGCCCUUACCUUCAUCGGCCAACCCACCCUAGCCUCCUGCCUCCUCCGCCAAAUGGCUUUUGGAGUUGUGUUCACUGUAUCCAUCUCCUCCAUUUUGGCCAAGACUGUCACCGUGAUUAUGGCCUUCAGGGCCACGAGCUUGGGGAGCAGAGUCAGAAAGUGGGUGGGGCCCAGAGCCUCCAUCUCAAUAGUCCUGUCCUGCUCCCUGGUCCAGGUGACCAUCUGUGUGAUCUGGUUGGGCACCGCUCCCCCAUUCCCGGAGAUGAACACAAGCUCUGAGCCCGGACUCAUUAUCAUAGAGUGUAACGAGGGCUCUGUGAUUGCCUUCUAAUGUGUCCUGGGCUACCUGGGUUUUCUGGCCCUGGUGAGCUUCACUGUGGCUUUCCUGGCCAGGAGGCUGCCCGACAGCUUCAAUGAAGCCAAGUUCAUCACGUUUGGCGUGCUGGUGUUCUGCAGCGUCUGGGCCUCCUUCCUCCCCGCAUACCAGGGCACCAAGGGGAAGUCCACAGUGACCACAGAGAUCUUCUCCAUCCUGGCCUCCAGUGCCGGGCUUCUUGGCUGCAUCUUCAUCCCAAAGUGCUAUGUCAUCCUGCUUCAGCCUGAAAGGAACACCAGGGAGUGGUUGAAGAGGAAAUGA